Messenger RNA from Penicillium antarcticum, 831 nucleotides. RefSeq lists its product as uncharacterized. Bases 1 to 831 code for a protein of 276 amino acids. Lineage: Eukaryota; Fungi; Ascomycota; Eurotiomycetes; Eurotiales; Aspergillaceae. The record is from RefSeq and is a predicted model, not a curated record. The transcript has a single exon.
AUGCCCCUGACAGGAUUAUGCAAGCAAUAUAAGAUUGAAGAAAAGCUUGAGGAGACUGUAAGCCGUCUCAUCGACAUCGAUAGAUGGAACGCCGGUGGCCGUCAGUGUACACUGCAAGCCGUAAUGGCCCUCCCUGACAGCAAUGACGAUGGCUCCGUCGAGGAAUAUGAGUCUGAAGAUGAGACCGAGCCUGAGAUCGAAUCUGGAUCAAACACAGACACAAACGCAAGUGAUGCAGACGAACCAAGACAAUCCCAAGAUUUGACUCAUAGCAAUCCUGGGGGGAAAUUCCAUCGCUGGUUCAACUGGAUAAAUAAAGCCGACCUAUACCCCACAAAGAAGCCUUCUGCUUAUAAUCCUGCUUCUACUUCUACUAUUUCUACUUUGAAUAACAAAGCCAAAACUGGGAAAAUGACGAAGUGGCCCUUGUUCAAGGCUCCCAUCCUGUGGAAAGAUGAACAUAAUAAGUUCGGCUUGAGGCCUCUGGUCCUUGCUCGGAAGCAUGGGCUAAAUGAAAAGGAGAAGAAACCUCGCCGGCGUAUUAUCUGUGCAGGGCCUGCAGGACUGCAGCCAUUGGUUCUGGUUGAGAAGCACAAGAAGCGUUGGGGCUGGCCUUCGUGGGAUUCUUUUGGCCACGAGAAAGUUGAUGAGAUGUCGAAGUCAAACCCAUUGCCGAGGCCGUCUGUUCAGGCGGAGUCUAGGAAGACUGUGAUCCUGCGCUCUCGUCUUCCUGUUCCUGGUGGCAGGACAGGUGGACAGCCUGUAGCCGUUGGUGUGAAGAAGCGGCCGCUGCUAGCCAGGAGGACUACAUCUGAUCGGGUCACAUUCUAG